This is a messenger RNA of Leptosomus discolor (cuckoo roller), 3360 nucleotides long. Lineage: Eukaryota; Metazoa; Chordata; Aves; Leptosomiformes; Leptosomidae. The record is from RefSeq and is a predicted model, not a curated record.
GUCAAGCUGUCAGCUGAAGUAGAACCAUUUAUUCCUCAGAAGAAGGGUCCAGAAACACUAAUGAUCCCAAUGGCGCUUCCUAAUGACAGCGGAGGAAUUAAUGGCAUGGAACCAACUCCUAUCCCUAGCUACCUGAUCACCUGCUAUCCGUUUGUACAGGAAAACCAAUCCAAUAGACAGUUUCCAUUAUACAACAAUGACAUCAGAUGGCAGCAACCCAACCCAAAUCCUGCAGGACCAUACCUUGCUUAUCCUAUAAUAUCUGCACAACCACCUGUUUCUACAGAAUAUACGUAUUAUCAGCUGAUGCCAGCACCAUGUGCUCAGGUCAUGGGUUUCUAUCAUCCUUUCAAUUCUGCACCCUUUCAAACAGCAAAUGCUGUAAAUACAGUUACUACAGAAUGCACUGAGCGUCCCAAUCCAUCAGGCCAGGUCUUUCCUUUAUCCAGUCAGCGGAGCAGAAGCAGUAACAGGGGACCAGUCAUACAAAAGCAACAGCAGUUACAGAUGCACAUAAAAAAUAAACGUCCUCCAGUGAAAAAUGUCGCCACUCAAAAGGAGACUAGUUCAUCAGGUCCUGAGAACAGAUCAAAGAUUGUUUUGUUGGUUGAUGCAUCACAGCAAACAGACUUUCCUUCAGAUAUUGCUAAUAAGUCACUUUCUGAGAGUGCCUCCACGAUGCUUUGGAAAUCAAAAGGCAGGCGCAGAAGAACUUCUCACCCUGCUGCAGAGUCCUCUAGUGAACAGGGUGCCAGCGAAGCGGACAUUGACAGUGACAGUGGCUACUGUAGUCCAAAGCAUGGCAAUAAUCAGGCUGCAGCUAUGCCUUCAAGAAAUACAGAUUCUUGUGCAAUGAAUGUUGUAGAACCAUCAAUAAAUACAAAUGGCACUUCUCUUUCAGCUGGUGUAAGCUGGACUAAUGUAAAUUCCCAGGCAACUCAAAAAAAACCUUGGAUUGAGAAAGCGCAAUCACUUUCUAGAGGUGGAAGACAAGCUGAGCAAAGAUCAGGUUCACAGUCCGGUUUCAGAUGCAGAGACCACAGCACAUCUUCAGAAAGAAGGCAGAAUUUGCAGAAACGACAUGAAAAACCUUUAGCUACAAGCCAGUCAAGCAGAACAGAGCAGAGUCCUGAACCUCUGUAUUUUGAGGAUGAAGAUGAAUUUCCAGAACUAAAUAGUGACAAUGGCAGCAGCAAAAGUAGUAACAUCCAGCAAAAGAUUGCACCCAAAGUAUUGGAUGACUUACCAGAGAAUUCUCCAAUCAAUAUAGUCCAAACUCCAAUUCCCAUUACAACCUCUGUACCAAAGCGUGCAAAAAGCCAGAAGAAGAAGGCCUUGGCAGCAGCACUUGCAACAGCUCAAGAGUAUUCGGAGAUAAGCAUGGAACAGAAAAAACUUCAAGAGGCUUUAUCAAAAGCGGCUGGGAAGAAGAGCAAGACCCCUGUUCAGUUAGAUUUGGGUGACAUGUUAGCAGCUCUAGAAAAGCAGCAGCAAGCGAUGAAAGCUCGUCAGAUCACUAACACCAGGCCCCUCUCGUACACAGUUGGCAGUGCUGCUCCCUUUCAUACCAAAGAAUCUGCCAACAGAAAGUCCUUAGCAAAGGGACAGCCAUCUAUGGGUUGCCUUAAUCCUUUGGAUUCAACUGCCCCAAAAGUGAAAAGAGGAAAAGAGAGAGAGAUUGCAAAACUGAAACGCCCUACAGCACUUAAAAAGAUUAUUUUGAAAGAGAGAGAAGAGAAGAAAGGCCGAUUAUCAGCUGACCAUAGCCUUUUGGGAUCUGACGAACAGAAAGAGGUUCAUAUAAACUUAACUGCUGAUCAGUCUCAGGAGCUGGCCUCUCAAGAAGAAACUGGACUAAGUAUGCCUAGUGAUACUUCCCUUUCGCCAGCAAGUCAGAAUUCUCCGUACUGCAUGACCCCAGUGUCACAAGGUUCACCUGCUAGUUCUGGAAUAGGUAGUCCAAUGGCAUCUUCUGCAAUAACCAAAAUUCACAGCAAGAGAUUCAGAGAAUACUGUAACCAAGUUCUAAGUAAAGAAAUAGAUGAGUGUGUGACUCUAUUAUUGCAAGAGCUGGUCAGCUUCCAGGAACGGAUUUAUCAAAAGGAUCCCAUGAGAGCUAAAGCGCGGAGAAGACUUGUUAUGGGGUUGCGUGAGGUUACUAAGCAUAUGAAGCUAAACAAGAUCAAGUGUGUAAUCAUAUCUCCCAACUGCGAAAAAAUCCAGUCAAAAGGUGGACUAGAUGAGGCUCUGUAUAACGUAAUAGCCAUGGCACGGGAACAAGAAAUUCCUUUCGUCUUUGCUCUUGGCCGUAAAGCUCUUGGCCGUUGCGUGAACAAGCUGGUUCCUGUUAGUGUAGUGGGUAUCUUCAACUACUCGGGUGCUGAGGACCUAUUUAAUAAGCUGGUAUCACUGACUGAAGAGGCCAGAAAAGCAUACAGAGAUAUGGUUGCUGCAAUGGAACAGGAACAGGCAGAAGAAGCCUUGAAGAAUGUCAAGAAGGCACCCCAUCAUAUGGGUCAUUCUCGUAACCCCUCUGCAGCAAGCGCAAUCUCAUUCUGUAGUGUUAUUUCUGAACCCAUAUCUGAAGUGAAUGAGAAAGAAUAUGAAACAAACUGGAGAAAUAUGGUGGAAACAUCUGAUGGGUUAGAAACCUCUGAAAAUGAGAGAGAGUCCACAUGCAAGACUGCAGUACCAGAAAAAGCCGGUAAUGGUCAAAUUGAAAAAGCUAUUCUUAAUAAACAACCACCUCUGGCUACAACUGGCGCUACCUCAGCAACGAAUCAUGGAAAAUCCACACCAGGUGACAAAGAUGAGGUGAAACCAGAUGACAAUCUGGAAUGGGCCUCGCAGCAGAGUACAGAAACAGGAUCACUGGAUGGCAGCUGCCGAGAUCUUUUGAAUUCGUCCAUGACCAGUACCACCAGUACCCUUGUACCAGGAAUGCUAGAAGAAGAGGAGGAGGAAGAGGAAGAUGAUGAUGAGGAUUAUGCCCAUGAACCAAUCUCUGUAGAGGUUCAGCUUAAUAGUAGAAUCGAAUCUUGGGUUUCAGAGACCCAGAGAACUAUGGAGACUCUUCAGCUUGGGAAGACCCUUAGUGGUGCCGAAGAAGACAAUGCAGAACAAAGUGAGGAGGAAGAAAUAGAGACGUCUGAGCAGGCUGAUCCAGUCACUGAUGGUGAGGAAUGGACAAAUGAUAAGCACGCAAGUAACACUCAACAUAAACCCACAAUCUGCAGUUCUUUGAAUAAAGAACACGCAGAUUCCAUCUAUAUGCCGUAAAAAUAAGCAGGAACUCAGGAACUUUUUAGAAAUUAUAUUAAAACUAACUGUUGUAAAGGUUGCAGCCAUUAUUUCGUAUGC